Lodderomyces elongisporus is the source of this 387-nucleotide messenger RNA. RefSeq names its product Sm-like protein (gene LSM7). Gene Ontology annotation, biological process: mRNA splicing, via spliceosome; nuclear-transcribed mRNA catabolic process. The record is from RefSeq and is a predicted model, not a curated record. The transcript is spliced from 3 exons. Gene Ontology annotation, molecular function: RNA binding. Gene Ontology annotation, cellular component: U2-type prespliceosome; U12-type spliceosomal complex; U6 snRNP. NCBI's taxonomy places the organism in Eukaryota, Fungi, Ascomycota, Pichiomycetes, Serinales, Debaryomycetaceae. Bases 1 to 387 code for a protein of 128 amino acids.
AUGACAGAUAACGAACAAAAGAGACAAGGAGGUCAGAGACAGCAGAACAAGAGAAGGGGUCAGCUGCAUAACAACGAUAAACCAAGAUCUGAAGGUCCCAAGAGAGAGGCUAUCCUAGAUUUAAACAAACACAAGGGUGAAGAAAUAAGAGUUAGAUGUGUCGGUGGGAGACAAAUUACUGGAAUUCUCAAAGGAUUUGAUCAAUUGAUGAAUUUGGUGUUGGAGGAUGUGACAGAGCAGCUAAGAGACCCGGAAGAUGAAGACAAGUUGACAGACAAGACAAGGCAGCUUGGGUUGGUAGUUGUGAGAUGUACAAGUCUCAUGACCAUAUCGCCAGUUAAUGGUAGUGAAAUCAUCGAUAACCCAUUUGUACAAACAGAACAAUAA